Molecule: messenger RNA, 1130 nt
Organism: Trematomus bernacchii (emerald rockcod)
Lineage: Eukaryota; Metazoa; Chordata; Actinopteri; Perciformes; Nototheniidae
Product: zinc finger and SCAN domain-containing protein 12-like
Exons: 3
Coding region: 249-1130 (293 amino acids)
Biological process (GO): regulation of transcription by RNA polymerase II
Cellular component (GO): nucleus
Molecular function (GO): DNA-binding transcription factor activity, RNA polymerase II-specific; RNA polymerase II cis-regulatory region sequence-specific DNA binding
Source: RefSeq, a predicted model, not a curated record
CUCUCUACAUCCAUGGUUCUCUCUCUACAUCCAUGGUUCUCUCGCUACAUCCAUGGUUCUCUCUCGGUGUUCCUGAGACAGUCUGUGUGAGCAGCUGAUCCAUCGUCUGUGUCUCUGGAUGAACCUCUGACUUUGUGCUCUUUCUUCUGAAGCCUUUAGCUCGGACUCUAGAAGCUAGCUUAGCAUGCUAGCUGGUAACACGCUAGCAACACAGAGUGAGAGAAACAGGAAGUGGUGAUUUAGUAAACAUGAGUGUUGUGCUGCUCUCGUUGGUGAAGCAGCGACUCACUGCGGCUGCUGAAGACAUCUUUGUUCUGUUUGAAAGAACGAUAGCAGAGUACGAGGAGGAACUGUCUCGUUCAAAACAGGAGAACGAGAGACACCGGAAACUACUGGACGCUGUUUUACAGCCUCAGCUUCAGAUCCACAGAACAGACGUCCAGCAGCUGGUGGUGGUUAAAGAAGAGGUUCCCCCUGAGCAGCAGGAGUGGAGCUCCAGUCUGGACCAGGAGGACCCAGAGCCCCCCCCACACAUUAAAGAGGAGCAGGAGGAACUCUGGAGCAGUCAGGAGGGAGAGCAGCUUCAAGGGCUGGAGGAGGCUGAUAUCACCAAGUCCACAUUCACUCCUGUCCCUGUGAAGAGUGAAGAUGAUGAAGAGAAACCUCAGUCCUCUCAGCUUCAUCAAAGACAAACUGAACACAUGGAAACAGAAGCUGAUGGAGAGGACUGUGGAGGACCAGAACCAGCCAGGAACUCAGAUCCAGAGAGACAUUUACAACCAGAGACUGAGGACAAACCUGGAGACUCUUCUGAACCUGACACUGAAGGCAGUGCUGAUUGGAAGGAGACCAGAGAACCAGGUUCAAACUCUCAGAGAAAUAAACAAGACCAUGUCAGUGAUUCAAGACGUAGUGCAGGAGAGAAAACAUUCAGCUGCUCAGUCUGUGAGAAAUAUUUUGCAGAGAGAGGUUUACAGAGACACAUGAGAAUCCACACAGGAGAGAAACCAUUCAGCUGCUCAGUCUGUGAGAAAUAUUUUACACAGAGUGGAGAUUUAAAUAGACACAUGAGAAACCACACAGGAGAGAAACCAUUCAGCUGCAGUUUUUAUUACAAUCAGCUCAUUUAG